AUGACAGCCCCGGAAUAUCUCGAGCGAUAUAAACAGCUGGCAUCUAUAGAACAAGAUAAGAAUAUCCUAAUCGAGGAACUUUUGCAGCGUGUGACAGAGCUGGAGGCUGCCUUCCAGCAAGAGAAACUCGAUCAUGAACGUGAAACGCGGUUUAAUCGUGAUAUCCAGCUUCAUGAAAUGGAGUUAAUGCAGCAUAUCGCGAGGAUCAAGGCCAUUAUGGACCGCGAGCCCUUUAUAGUCGUGCUACUAGAUGGAACUGGCAUCAUCUUCAAGGACGAGUUCCUACAAAGGGGAGAAGAAGGUGGCAAAGUUGCAGCCAAUAAGCUUGCUGUCGCCCUGAAAGACUAUGUUGCCAGCAAUUUUCCGGGCCUUGAUAAUCCAAAAAUAAUCACGAGGAUGUACGUUAACUUGAAAGAUCUGAGUGAGAUGUGUGUCCGAGGCGUCAUUAGCACCGACCCAUCAUCGAUCGAGGGCUUUGCUAAGGGCUUCAACAAUGGCCAUCCACUGUUCGACCUUGUGGAUACUGGACUAGACAACGCACAUGACAAGAUUGCAGAGGCCUUCAAAGUCAACCUAUAUAACUGCCACUGUCAUCAAAUCUUCUUAGGAUGCGCCGACACCAACGCAUAUGCCCAGAUCUUGGUGGACAUAAUGGAAGACAUUGACCUAGUAGGAAGAGUAACCUUGAUCGAGGGCAUCACCUUUGAAAAAGAUCUGGCCAAGAUCAAGGCCGCAUACAGAGUCUCUCAGUUCCCAGAAAUCCUUCGAAAUACAAAAAUAACACCUGUCUGGGCCCCGUGGAAAGCCGCAGUAGCGUCCAAACCUCCUCCAGCUCUCACUCCAUCGCCGAGACCAGGCGCAGUGCCACUGUCACGAACCUCGACCAGCACGUCAACGAAUGCUAGUACGUCGAUGUCUUCCACUUCUGCCAGGCCAUCAACCCCUGGUGAAUUCCAAGUGGUGCAAUCGAAAUCAAUUACGCCUGCACGACCCAAGAUCGUUGAACGAAACAAGUACGGUCAACGUGUAGACCGGGUUGACUUUAAAAGCAUCCCGCGAGAAGAGAUGAAUCGCCUGAAGAAACUAAAAUUAUGCAACCUUCAUUACCUCCUAGGAGAAUGCACAAUUGACAACUGUCAGCAUGACCACUCGCGCAGGUUGACCAAAAGUGAACUUUCAGUUUUAACCGCCAUCGCCCGCAUGACACCCUGUCGAUAUGGACUAGAUUGCGAUGACCCGGAAUGUACAUAUGGGCAUCGGUGCCCUCACGCAGAGCCCGGGAAAAAAGAUUGUUACUGGGGUUCGAAUUGUCGAUUUGAUCCUGCCGCGCACGGCAUCGACACCAAUAUCGUUAAGUUAACCAAGGUCUAA
Molecule: messenger RNA, 1371 nt
Organism: Aspergillus tubingensis
Lineage: Eukaryota; Fungi; Ascomycota; Eurotiomycetes; Eurotiales; Aspergillaceae
Product: CCCH zinc finger protein
Exons: 4
Coding region: 1-1371 (456 amino acids)
Source: RefSeq, a predicted model, not a curated record